Messenger RNA from Penicillium manginii, 258 nucleotides. RefSeq lists its product as uncharacterized. The record is from RefSeq and is a predicted model, not a curated record. Bases 1 to 258 code for a protein of 85 amino acids. NCBI's taxonomy places the organism in Eukaryota, Fungi, Ascomycota, Eurotiomycetes, Eurotiales, Aspergillaceae. The transcript has 2 exons.
AUGGCUGCUGUUGUGCUUCAAUGGUCCAAAGACAGUGACGGAAAAGCGAAAGCGAAUUUCAGCAAUCAUGGCACUGUCAGCAAAGUUUCUGCAACUGGUCCCAUGGAGAAGAAUAUUGAGUUAUUCUCUGAUGAGAAAGAUAAAACUUAUUAUUGGUAUAAGGGAAAGGUUUCUGGCGAUAAGAUGACAUUAGCUAUGUUCAAUAGAGGGGGCGAGGAGGUUACAAAGAAGAUUGAGCUACAGCUUGUUUUCUUUUGA